This is a messenger RNA of Zea mays, 1174 nucleotides long. RefSeq lists its product as uncharacterized. The coding region runs from base 869 to 1174 and encodes 101 amino acids. The record is from RefSeq and is a predicted model, not a curated record. Lineage: Eukaryota; Viridiplantae; Streptophyta; Magnoliopsida; Poales; Poaceae. The transcript has 3 exons.
AAUUUUAUGCACUAGAAUUCUUUUUCCCAAAAUAUGUUUUUUUUUGUGAGAGUAUGGGUUUCAUAAUUAGAAGUAUUUGCUUAAAUAGGAUAAAAAUAAAUAAAUGGAUACAAUUGUACUUUUUCAUCAUGCUGGGAUUCUUGCUCGUGUAUUUAAUAAAAAGUAUGAGAAUUCAGACUCAUGUUUAAAUUUGAAUCGGAGAACGGAAACAAACUGAAAAUAAAAAAAAAACAUAAAACAAAAAGGAGAAAAAAAGCCUUACCUCUCUCUACCGUAGGCUCAAGACACGCUCGGCCUAGCCCUUUCCAAAUGCACGUAGCCCACAUCUCUUCUCUAGUUUUUUUAUUAUUAUUUUAUUAGUUAGCCGGAUGCUUGCAUCACGCUUGCACAUAUAUGACGUCAUUAAUAUCUCAAUGACGUGUGGGCCGCAGGGGAAACUGCUCCCGUUUCUCUAGGCUAUGCAUGCUGGUCGUUCCUCGCUAUAAUGCAUGCUGCGUUUCAAUGACUCGUGGGGCCGCUAUAGUUGAACCAGCUUCUACCGCGCCUGUAACAAACUUGGACACAAUCAUCGUAUAGUUCGCGGGCCGUUGCAACAGCAGCUCUUCAUGCAUCUCGACGCCGUGACAAACCGAAAAAAUAAAAUCCCCCGCGAGACUCGGUUUCUGUUACUGGCAAAAUUAACGUGCAUAUAAAUAUUGGCACCUGUACACCUUCCGUAAAUACGCCAUCAAUUGACGCUGGAUUUGGAGCCGAUCCAAGAGCCAUAGUAAACAAAGAGAGGAGGGAAACAACGAGAGAGAAACAGACAGAUCGCCACCGCAGACUCGCCGUGCUGCAUGGCCAGACUAGCCUCUUCCUGACGCGUCGUAUGGUUGGACGGAAUGGAUGCCGCCGCCAUGGGCACGAACCUUCAUCGGUGCUCAGUGUUCAUGGACCAGUUGGUGGGAUUGUGGGCAGGCUUUGCGAGACCCCAAUUCGACGAGGUCAGCCUCGGACCAUGGGGAAUCUCUUGCCGCGAUGCCGCAACUCUGAUGGGGACCGAGCCUCGGUGCGCACGACUCACGUGAGGUCACGAGAAUCUGAAGAUCAUCCUGGUACCUGGAAUCUCAAGUCCCAGGUCAAGACCAGGUACUGCAGGAUGAUGCUCAUGGAAGAUGCUGCGAUGAGUUCGUGA